Messenger RNA from Trichoplax adhaerens, 366 nucleotides. RefSeq lists its product as uncharacterized. Gene Ontology annotation, cellular component: BORC complex. NCBI's taxonomy places the organism in Eukaryota, Metazoa, Placozoa, Uniplacotomia, Trichoplacea, Trichoplacidae. Gene Ontology annotation, biological process: lysosome localization. The transcript has 2 exons. Bases 1 to 366 code for a protein of 121 amino acids. The record is from RefSeq and is a predicted model, not a curated record.
AUGGCAGAUGCUGAAGAUCAAGGCGAUGGCGAAGUGAAGGAAUUAUCAUCUUCGUUCCCAUCGCUCUUUGCCUCGACAAGCUCAACGGAAGUGCCUCCAAAAGAUCAAGACUUGAAUGAUUCAUCUGCCUCUGAAAUAUUCUGUCGCAGUGUUGUCAAUAUUCUCGACAAGGAUGAUGUUGAUUCAGCGAUCAAGAUACAACGUGACAUGAUAAGUCGUGUCGAAAGAGCUAAUGCGGUGAUCGAAAACUUUAAUCGUGUCGGUAAAAGACAAUACGAAGAUUUCUUACCGAAAUUUAGAGAACAUACCAACUUAAUUAUAGAAAUGAAAAAGGAUCUUGAUAAUGUAUUUAAGAGAAUUAGGUGA